AUGUCUGAGCCCAUAACUCCCAAGGAAGAGCUCCUGAAUUCGAAUGACGUUAGAUCAAAAAUGGAAAUGCUUUGUAUGGAUCUACAAGCUCAUUUAUGUCGGUCUAUGGAAACCAUCGAUGGCAAAGCACGCUUCAUUGCUGAUCGCUGGAUGCGCAACGAUGGUAACGGCGGUGGAAUUUCUUGCGUACUUCAAGGUGGGAGAGUUUUUGAGAAAGCUGGCGUUAAUAUCAGUGUUAUUACUAGUACCCUUUCCGAUAACGCAAUCCAACAAAUGAAGGAGAGAUCGAAAGAUCUUGAAAUUGGUCGCAAUUACACCUUCAGAGUUGUUGGAAUUAGUUCAGUUAAUCAUCCUUUGAAUCCUCAUGCUCCUACGAUGCACUUCAAUUUCCGAUAUUUCGAAGUGACUGAUGUGGAAACGGGUCGCAUUAUCUGGUGGUUUGGUGGGGGCUGUGACUUAACACCGCAUUUCCUCUAUGAAGAAGACGCCAAAAGCUUCCACAAGCACUUCAAAGACGCUUGUGAUGUUAAUAAUCCAUCUUAUUACCCUGAUUUCAAGAGGUGGUGUGAUAAGUACUUCUUCAUCAAACACAGAAGUACGUCCCGUUGUUUAGCUGAUUCCUCGUAG
Rodentolepis nana is the source of this 627-nucleotide messenger RNA. The record is from the annotation of a GenBank genome assembly. NCBI's taxonomy places the organism in Eukaryota, Metazoa, Platyhelminthes, Cestoda, Cyclophyllidea, Hymenolepididae.